AUGACCGAUCAAUCAAUAGAAACAGUAAUUUUUGAAUCAAGUAGUACUACAUUAAAUCAUGGAGUCUUUGCGCACUGUAAAAAGCUAAAAUCAAUUAAGUUAAGUAAUAAAACUACUACAAUAUUAAAUAAUUGCUUCGAUUUUACCUAUUCAUCGAAAUCAAUUGAACUUCCUCCAUCAUUAACAACUCUUGGAAGAGGUAUUUUUAGAUACUCUGGAGUCGAAAACAUAACAUUUGUAGGAAAUCCCCCGAUUGAAACUAUAAAAGAUGUAGCAUUUGUUCAUGCUACAAAAUUGCGCAACAUAAUACUUUCUGACUACAUCAAAGAGAUUCAAGCGAAUGCAUUUCAAUAUACAAACAUCACAACAUUUAGAGUUCCGAAUCAAACAAUAGUCAUAUCAGAAUAUGCAUUUAGUCAAUGUACAAGUUUAGAACGAUUUACUAUUCCUGAAAAUUGUUCAUUACAAAGUCUUGGAUUUUCGGCAUUCGAGGGUUGUAAGUCAUUGAAAGAAUUCGAAUGCACACAGAGUGAAUAUUUUUCGGUAAUCAAUGGUGUUCUCUUUGAUAAGAAUAAAACUUCAUUAGUUUGCUACCCUCCUGCUUCUGAACUCAUGUUCUUUUAUAUCCCUGAAACAGUUCACAAUAUAUCAGCUGGUGCAUUUCUUGAAUGCAGAAACCUCAUUAAUAUUCUAAUUCCAGAUUAUUCUGUGCAAACUAUUGGUCGAUAUGCAUUUGCAGAUUGUAUUUCAUUAACUCAUAUCAAUAUUCCAAUUUCAGUAACUGAAAUUGGAUCAAAUGCAUUCGCAAAUUGUUACAGUCUUAAAUGUGGAGUUGAUAUUCAGAAUCGAACUCGGUCGUAUCUCGAUAACCUUUUCGAAGUUGCAUUUCUUAAUAAAGAAGCAGUUGAAGAAUGUCAUCGAUUAACCUGCAAAAAACAAAUAAAUCCUAGUUAUUUGAAAUCAUUGAUAAUUGUAGGUAUUGUUGAUGCAAAAUAUCUAGGUCUAUUAUAA
Trichomonas vaginalis G3 is the source of this 1011-nucleotide messenger RNA. Its product is annotated as regulation of response to stimulus. Lineage: Eukaryota; Parabasalia; Trichomonadida; Trichomonadidae. The transcript has a single exon. The record is from RefSeq and is a predicted model, not a curated record. Bases 1 to 1011 code for a protein of 336 amino acids.